Messenger RNA from Ctenocephalides felis (cat flea), 639 nucleotides. RefSeq lists its product as uncharacterized. The transcript has 2 exons. The coding region runs from base 1 to 639 and encodes 212 amino acids. NCBI's taxonomy places the organism in Eukaryota, Metazoa, Arthropoda, Insecta, Siphonaptera, Pulicidae. The record is from RefSeq and is a predicted model, not a curated record.
AUGGGUCAUUUGACCCGGAGAGAAAAUUUUGGUUUAAGAGAUUGUCGAGUCAUAUUUGUAGUCACAAACAGACAGUACAAGUUAUUAGAAGAUAUAAAUAAUAUUGGCGAAGAGUUUUCAGAAAUUAGUGAAGAUGAAUCUUCUGAAAAUGAAGAUAUAUUGGUUGAAAAUAAAAAUGAGUUUGAUUCAACAGAUACUGACGAUGAAGAGGAAAAUAUUGUGAAUAUAUGUAGUGGCCGAAAAAGAAUAAGAUUACUCUCAGAUUCGGAAGAAAGUGAAGUAGAAAUAAAUGAACAAGAUAUUGCGAAUGAUGGAUCUGUUUGGCAACAAAUGCAAGUAGGUGUCACACCUGGAAAAGCACCACUUCAUAACAUUUUCAAGCAAGAAGUAGGCCCAACAGGAUAUGCAAAACGUUAUAUAAUGGAAGGUAAAGUUAUUACUGCAUUUUCAUUGACAAUUGAUCACCGUAUUAUGAACCAUAUAAGAACAUGCACAAUAGAAGAAGCAAAGAGUGUGUUAGUUUCUGAUUGGAGUUUAUUUAAAAAAAAAUUAGAUGCAUUUAUUGCAAUUUUAUAUGCUCGAGCUGCAUAUAGAGCAAAUGAUUUGAAUAUUUCCUUUUUGUGGAAUCUUCCUGAUUAG